Molecule: messenger RNA, 708 nt
Organism: Orbicella faveolata
Lineage: Eukaryota; Metazoa; Cnidaria; Anthozoa; Scleractinia; Merulinidae
Product: catenin alpha-2-like
Biological process (GO): cell migration; cell-cell adhesion
Cellular component (GO): catenin complex; adherens junction
Molecular function (GO): beta-catenin binding; actin filament binding; cadherin binding
Source: RefSeq, a predicted model, not a curated record
AUGAGAGCUUUGCCAGCGGAAGAGAAGGCCAAGAUUGAACAGCUGACCGAGGGUCUGAAACUGGAGAAGAAGAAACUGGAACGAGAGUUGACCAAAUGGGAUGAGAGUGGAAACGAUAUCAUUAUCUUGGCCAAAAAGAUGUGCAUGAUGAUGAUGGAAAUGUCUGAUUUCACAAGGGGUACCGGACCAUUGAAAACCACCAUGGAUGUCAUUGAUGCUGCCAAGAGAAUUGCUAAAGCUGGAAGAAAGAUGAAUGAAAAAGCUACGGAAAUAGCACGGAGGUGUCCCGACUCAAGUUCCAAGAAUGACUUGAUAGCGUACAUACAGCGCAUAGCACUGUAUUCUCAUCAGCUGACCAUCACAGCUAGAGUGAAGGCCGAUGUGCAGAUGAUCAGUGGAGAGCUUGUCGUGUCUGGGUUGGACAGUGCCACAUCUCUAAUCACAGCUGCCAAGAAUCUUAUGAAUGCUGUCAUCUCCACAGUCAAGGCAUCUUAUGUUGCUAACACCAAGCACAAGUCAGGAGAAGCGAGGACUUCCAGUGUCACAUGGCGCAUGCGUGCACCUGAGAAGAAACCCCUGGUUAACCUUGAUAAAGAUGACCGCAUACCGCAAGUACAGCGGGCCGAGAAAGUGAAGCAAGAGUCUCCGAUACAAGCUCUGUCGGAAUUCGACACUUCGGAGAUAAAACGACAGCCCGACUUCUACUAG